AUGCAGGAAGAUUUAGAAGUCACCGGUAUAUCGAGGAGUGGUCGGGUUAGAAAGAAGAGUUCCAAGCUAAUGGACUUUGAGUCGCCCGACGAUAUCGAGACUAGGUUCAGGCGCCAGACACCCGUCAAGACAUACACCACAAGUCGUCAGGAGGAACCUGACUACAGUAUCCAGGAAACACCUCAGAGGCCGGUCGAGGAGGUGAACACUGCAUCGGGAAGCGAAUCUGAUUAUUAUGAGAAUAAUGCUGAAAACGCUGAUAGCUUGGAAUCAGACAGUUCGGCUUCUGAAGAGGGAUCGGCCCGUACUCCGGCUAACUCAUUGUACAUGAUGGAGAAGAAUAGUAAGAAGAAGCUAAUUGUGAAGGAUGGCCGAGUCAUUGGCAGGGCUAAAGCUCAGAGAAAAGAUAAAGGAAAAACACGCAUUACAGCCUAUAUGAUGUGGGCGAAAGAAGCCCGCAAUGAACUGCUUAAGAAACAUCCCGACAUGGAUUUCUCGGCUAUAUCAAAACGGCUUGGAGAAAUGUGGUCUAAUGUGAAUUACAACGAGAGAUACUUGUGGAAGCGCAAAGCUAAGAGAUUCGCCAUACAGAAGGAGCAAAACAAUCAAGUUAUCAACAAAAUCAUAUCCAAUCCGAGUGUGAGGCCGGCGAACCCCGGGCCGGGCCGUCCAUCCGUCGGGCGCCCCCCGCGUACCCCCGCCGCCGCACCCCCCGCACCCCCCCAGCUCGCCAUCACGGCCUCAUCGUCGUGUAGCACCGCGGCCCUUUACCGCGUGACGGGCUGCGCGCCGGUCGACGUGGCGGCCCACCUGCGGCUGCUGGGGGAGAGCCUCGCCAUCAUCGGCGCCAGGCUCAAGGAGCACGAGGGUCAGAUCGCGGUGUCGGGCUCGGUGUCGGUGUUGCUGGACACGCUGGUGUGCGCGCUGGGUCCGCUGGCGGCGCUGACCCGCGCGCUGCCCGGCGUGGCGCCGCCGCCCGCGCUGCUGCAGGACACGCUGCACAACAUCGCCUACAUCAUGCCGGGACUCUAAGAAGACCCAGGACUUCCCCGAUCACAAACGAUCCACGUUCUCAAGUUUUGUUAAACUGUAAUUAGGUGUUUUUUUUUAUGAAUAAAUAAUACGAAUUUG
Molecule: messenger RNA, 1131 nt
Organism: Bombyx mandarina (wild silkworm)
Lineage: Eukaryota; Metazoa; Arthropoda; Insecta; Lepidoptera; Bombycidae
Product: HMG box-containing protein 4
Source: RefSeq, a predicted model, not a curated record